This is a messenger RNA of Tribolium madens (black flour beetle), 1080 nucleotides long. RefSeq names its product NKAP family protein CG6066. The transcript has a single exon. Lineage: Eukaryota; Metazoa; Arthropoda; Insecta; Coleoptera; Tenebrionidae. The record is from RefSeq and is a predicted model, not a curated record. The coding region runs from base 113 to 1030 and encodes 305 amino acids. Gene Ontology annotation, molecular function: chromatin binding. Gene Ontology annotation, cellular component: nucleus. Gene Ontology annotation, biological process: regulation of gene expression.
ACUCGUGGGAAUGAAGUGACAGAGUAAGCAAACUUGACAGUUCUUUUAUAGGUUAUAUUAUUGUAUUCGGUAAUAAUAAUUGAUCACAUAACAAAUAAGAUUGUUUUACGAAAUGACAGAUGUGGCAAAAUACAGACGCAGUCGGUCCCGCUCUGCAGAAUACAGAAGACACAAAUCCGACAGAUCUUCAAGAGAUGACCGAAACAGAAGACACAUAUCUAGGUCUAGAUCUUACUCUAGAUCACGAGACCGUUAUUCCAGCAGACGUAGGUCGAGAUCAAGAGGCACUACAACUAACGGUGUAGAAAGAACCAAUAAAUAUGAAGUGGCAAAGAAGAAGCACCUCGAAGACGAAUUUAUGGAGUCUCGACGCCAGGAGCGUGAAAUUAUCGGAAUGAGAGAGUACCCCAGCAUUUGGGGCCAAUCCCCCGCACCUGAAAACUCCGACAGUGACAUCGAAGACGUCACAAACAACGCCCCUAAAGUCAAAAAACGGAAGAAGGAUAAGAAAAAAUCCCACAAGAAAGAGAAGAAACAUAAAAAGAAGAAGAAAAAGAAGAGGUCUUCAAGUGAUAGCAGCAGUUCAGCGGAAGAAGAAUGGGUUGAGAAGAGCACAGUUACGAAUAAACCCCAAACUAGUACUGAAGAAGCUGAGAAUACUAUCGUGGGCCCUAUUUUGAAGCCCCAUGCCGCUUUGACUCACAAAGAGAUGGGCAAAGCCCUGCUUCCUGGCGAAGGUGCCGCCAUGGCUGCUUAUGUCGCCGAAGGCAAAAGGAUCCCAAGGAGAGGCGAAAUCGGUUUAACUUCUGAAGAAAUUGAAAGUUUUGAGGCUGUGGGUUAUGUCAUGUCUGGUUCAAGACACAGAAGAAUGGAGGCUGUGAGAAUACGGAAAGAAAACCAGAUUUAUUCUGCUGAUGAGAAACGGGCUUUGGCGAUGUUUAGCAAGGAGGAACGACAAAAGAGGGAAAAUAGGAUUUUGGGACAGUUCAGAGAAAUGGUUAAUUCGAAAUUAGCCGAAAAGAAAAAUUGAUUUCUUAGAACUAGCAUUUACUCUACAUAAAUAAAGUGUGUUUUUUGUAA